Messenger RNA from Coffea arabica (coffee), 4755 nucleotides. Its product is annotated as N-glycosylase/DNA lyase OGG1. Gene Ontology annotation, cellular component: nucleus. Gene Ontology annotation, molecular function: 8-oxo-7,8-dihydroguanine DNA N-glycosylase activity; damaged DNA binding. The record is from RefSeq and is a predicted model, not a curated record. Gene Ontology annotation, biological process: nucleotide-excision repair; base-excision repair, AP site formation; base-excision repair. Lineage: Eukaryota; Viridiplantae; Streptophyta; Magnoliopsida; Gentianales; Rubiaceae.
AGCUUCAAAACAAUGCUUCAAAGCAAUCAAUUUGUGGCAUCACUAACAAAACUCCGAAUUAUGAAGAGAAAAACAUCAAGCCAACCUGCAUCAUCAACCCCUCCAUCAUCUCCACAUCAAUCUCCCCAUUUCCCCGUCAAACUGAACUCCAUAUUCGAUUCCAAAAAACCCAAAAACAUACUCAAGAAUUCCCCUGCAAUCACCACAAAAGCCAGCGGGGAAUGGGUACCAUUGAGUAUUGGAAAAUCAGAGCUUUAUUUACCUCUUACUUUCCCCACAGGCCAAACAUUCAGGUGGAAAGAAACUGGCCCACUUCAAUACACAGGUGUUAUUGGGCCCCACUUGGUGUCACUGAAGCAGCUUGAGAAUGGUGAUGUGGGUUACCAUUUUCAUCAUACAGAGUGUGAGGAAAGUGCAAGAUUGGCGCUUUUUGACUUUCUGAAUUUGGGGAUUUCUUUGUCUGAAAUUUGGGAGGAAUUUAAGGUGUCUGAUUUGCGGUUUUGUGAGCUGGCAAGCUAUUUGGAGGGAGCCAGAGUGCUUAGACAGGACCCUCUUGAGUGUUUAAUUCAGUUUCUUUGUUCAUCGAAUAAUAAUAUAGGGAGGAUUACUAAAAUGGUUAAUUUUUUGUCUUCUUUGGGGAAGUAUUUGGGGAAUGUUGGAGGGUAUGAUUUUCACGAGUUUCCGGAGAUUAAUCGGUUGGCUAUGGUUUCUGAAACAGAGCUCAGAGAGGCCGGUUUUGGUUACAGGGCAAAGUACAUUAUAGGUACCGUAGAGGCUUUGCAAUCAAAACCCAGCGGUGGUCUGCAAUGGCUUGCUGCUCUUCGUAAACUAAAUCUUGAAGAGGCUGUUGAUGCUCUUGCUUCGUUACCUGGAGUUGGUCCCAAGGUGGCUGCCUGCAUAGCACUCUUCUCUCUAGAUCAACACCAUGCUAUUCCUGUUGAUACGCAUGUGUGGCAGAUUGCAACGCAAUACCUCAUCCCUGAGCUUUCAGGCACCCGUUUUACACCAAAACUUUGCAGCCGCGUGGCAGAUGCUUUUGUGUGCAAAUAUGGGAAAUAUGCUGGCUGGGCCCAAACUCUACUUUUUAUUGCUGAGUUACCUUCACAGAAAGCAAUCCUGCCUUCAAGGUUUUGCGAUGCUGAAAAAGUUAAGCCUGCCAAGUCAAAAGAAAGGAAAAAGGGGGCGCACAAUGCUAGAAGUAGAAAUAUUGUAGCAGUAAUUGGAGGCACAAUUUCCUAUCUUUCGGCUACUGUUGUUUCUCUUUAGUAAUGUAGCAACAGCGAGGCAAGAGUAGCACCAUAUCUGUCUGUUCAAAACACUCUGUUGGUAUCUAGAUUCUACAGCUAUCACAUCUGAAGGAGAGGUAGAUUCUAUUUGAAGAGUAUUAUUAUUGGACUGAGAUUGAUGAUUACCCAAGAACAACUUGCGACAAGUAUUCUUUAAGCAUCUACUUCAUAUAAACAUUGUUCCUCUAAUGACUGAUAUGCUAUUUUAAGUUUCAAUUUUUACACUGAUGUUCCAAUUUGAGGGACUGAUAAUCAUCCUCCUAAUUACCCAAUUCGACUAAAUGUUGUGUUUAAAUAUUUACUCUUGAGGAAAUGAUUACAAGUUCUACAAAGUGGUGUGGGUUUUUUCCGUAUGUUUUCAUUGAUAGUGCAUAUUAUUCAACAUCAGAGAUAAUAGCAAUAGAGACUUCUAGCUAAUUUGAUUAGCAUAUGUGAUGAUCAAAUUGGUUCAUGGUAAAUGUUCAAAGCACUGAAAGAUUCCCUAAAGGUAAUGAAUGAGAUUACAAUUAUUCAAACCUUUCAUGUUUUACACUCUUAGAUAAGUUUUUGCUCUUUAUGCAUCUCAAAAAAUGUUAAAUGUAGCCACAAAACUUUCCCUUUUUGACAUCUUAGUAAAACUUUUUGGGUGCACUAUACUACUUAUUUAAGUUCCCUACAUUGCGGAGUGCAAUACACAGCAAUUAUUAUUAUUAUUUUUUUUGGGAAGAUGAAAUUGAAUCCCAUGAUUUGCAUUACUUUAGUAUUUCGGAGGCUUUUGCAGUUGGUGCAACAACAUUUUGUGUCUGUAUUUCCUUCUAAUCUAGAUCAGUACACAGAAAUAGCUUUAAAGUUUAAAGAUAAGUAUAAAGAUAUAUAGUAACAAAAUACCAGGUCUGGUAUGGAGAGCUAUCAGCUGCGAGGAAUGAGACCCAAUACCUACAUAUACUCUGGCCAUUGAUCCAUGCUUCACCUUUACCCAUGCAGCCAAGGUUUACUGCUAAAGGAACAUCAAACAUAAUCUGUUGUUUCCAAUCAAAUGAAUUUCUUUCAAAUCACGUACAACUCAAACUAUAUGUGUUUCAAGAAAACAUGGAUGAGAGAAAAAAAAAAAAGAGAGAAGGAUUUGAACUGUUAGUAUUAUUUUUUGACAUGCGAUAAGAUCAUAAAAGGUGCAUUGAAGCUUUGAACUUUUAGAUAAUGGACUUUUCUUUACAGAAUGAUCUUAUAUUUUGUAAAUAGAUUUAAAGAUCAAUAUUGUGCUCUAAUAAUGGGUUUUAUCUUAGUGGGGUAUCUUCAAUAUGGGAAUCUAUGAUUUCACUCUACUGGUCUACUGAGUCAAACUUCAUCACUGGUACAAUUGAUUUCUUGUUACCUGUUCCAAAGUUUUUACUUACUAUGAUUAAUUCCUUUGUGAUGGUGCAAUGGCAGUAAGACUUUCCUUUUAUACAAUAUGGAAUACCUUUUAUCUGUAUAUGGGGAGGAAAUGGGAAACCUAAUCAUAGUGAAUAAGUUUUUACUUCCACUAUUGCUUCCUUCUGCAAUUAAACAAGGUCGGGAAAUAGGUGAAAGUGCUCUGCACAAUGUUUAGACCAAAGAUACAUUCAUCUAGUGAAGCCUUUUUUUUUGCAGUUAAGAUGUUUUGUGACAUUUCCAAAUGAUAAAAUUAAAAGCUCCAAAACUUGCCUGGGUGGUGUUGAAUGCUACGGUCUUGUAAUCAGGUAAAAAUAAAAGCUCUAAAUUGAUGUUUGAGGUAGUUCAUACGAAGGAUUUUGGAACUGCACCACCAGUUAUGUUGCAUUGUCCUUGUUCACAAGGAAAGCUGCACAGUGACUCUGCAUUGCAUAUGUUGGCCUGUGUCAAUUAAGUUGAUCAGUAUUGUGGUGUAUUUAACAUCUGAUGAAUAUUUUGUUGAUUUUAUUCUUCCAUUUAUUUCCCCUUAGCGGGAGAGUUGAAAUGCAUAACCAGGUACUGUCAUGGUUGCUAGCUUCAGAGAAAUCUCAAUAUGGAAAAUGAGAUAACCACCAUCUGAAAAAAAAUGAAGUUGCUAAUCUUUCUUAUUGCUAACCUAAUGGUGCUAUGGUUGUUAUCUAGAGAGUAUUGUAUGUGAGGAUAGCUUUAUUGCUGCAUGUUACUCCUUGAGGUGUCCAUAAGUUUUGCUUGUUACUGGAAUCUAAUUAUACCGUGAGAUUGGAUUGCCUACCAUAUUCAUCAAUAGGAGCUUGAUCAUAAUAAAUUGUGAUUAUACUUACCAAAAAAAAAAAGUUGUGAUUAUGUAUUAUGAUGCUGUUCUGCCAAUAUUGGUACCUCCAUAACCCUAGAGCACAACUAACACAACCAACCAUGUUACAUCAAACUUUUGGUACUAUGAGCUAUAAUUGAUUAACAGUAUAUCUAAAUUAAGUGGACGAGAUAAAAUGGAUUUUCAUUCCAUAUCGUUAUGGAUGAGAUAAAAUGGAUUUUCAUCGUAAAUCAGGUGAAAUGGUUUACAUAUCACUCCUUCAAGAUGGUGGAGGGGUGGAAGUCUUGUGAGAUUGUUUCUGUCUCUCACCCUGUACUAGUUUAUAAAGCUUCUGUUCUUCCUUGGUAUGAUUAAAGCAUUGAGUGUAAUAUCUUGUGCUGAUCCAUAGACUUGAUAACUUCAAGCCAAAACAGAAAACUAAUUCUCAGGAUAUUUUGUUACACUCAAUCAUCUAUGCAUCUAUACACUGACCCUUAUGGUUUGAUUUCUUACAGACUUGUCCAAAUCUGUCCAGAUUGAUGGUGUGUUGGGCGAAUUAGACCCUAUUAAUGUCACUCGACAUUUCCUCCCCUUAUCGUGUUUUAUCUGCAAAUUUUGAAAACCUGAGUUUGUUCAUUUUGCAGAGGCAGUGGAACUGCAACGGUAGCCCCUUUUGCAUCAAUCUUAAUACUGUGUGAAAAGAUGAUGCAUUCAUGAAAAGAAUACUCAUGCUUCACACGUUAAAAAUUUGUCAAGCCAUACAUUAAAUGUUCGUGUUGUUUAGAAAUGCAUCAUUAAUAUAGACUAGCUAAGAUUGGCCUACUGAAAAAUUUCUCGAGGAUAUUCAUAUAGUUGAUAUCCUACUGAUUUUAGAGAAGUGAUUACAUCUGGAUCAGGUGCAUCAUCUUGCUUGCACGUUUCCCAUGCGAGCCAAUUUGAUGUCCUACAGCUGUGGCUGCAGCCCAUCGGGCAUUAGGUGGACCUUUGUCUCUAAAAGCUUUCUCUACAUUUUGGUACUCGUUCUCAAUCUGCAGUAUUCAACUGCAGCAUGACAGCUUCAAAUGCAUGGUGCUGUGUCAAUUGUAAUAAUAAUAUAUCAACCUGUUGAAGAAUGAUAGGCCUCCUUAUGGAGCUUACACUCCUAGUUUGAACAAGUUGGUCCCUUCGUGGACAUCCGGAAAAAUUGGAACGAUACAGAGAAGAUUGGCAUGGCCUCUUGCCCCUGCGCAAGGAUAACAUGCACAAAUCAAGGAAUGGAUAACAAGUUGCCAA